UAGGAAUCCAUACAGAGGGGGAGAAACAUGUUAUAAUUGUCACAACGUCAAUUUGAAAGAAGUCUCAGCUCCUUGCUUUUGAUUUUGCUGGAAAUGAAACGAAUAAAGUUCGCAUAUGAUUCAAUAAAGACCCGAUCAAGGAGCAAUCUACUAGAUGGCUGGUUCUACCGCUGGACGGUUAGUCAUAUGCUCUGCUCUUGCCGGCCUCGCAACCUUCGCCAUUAUUUAUAUCCUCCUCCAUUUCCAAACUAUUCAAACUCAACCAUUAAACAUGGAUCAUGUCCCUCAUUUAAUGAAGAUCCUCGUAACCUCCCUCUUCUUUCUUCCCAUCUCCAUCUCAACGCCAAACAAUGAUCGCAAACCAUACGUUAUCCAAAUGGACACCUCCUCGAAGCCUUCUCCCUUCUCUACACAUGAGAAGUGGUACACCUCGAUGCUCACAUCGGUAUCAGCUGAAUCAGAAAACAUCGAUACCCUUCCUCCUACACAUCUCUAUACAUACAACCACGCCUUCAAUGGCUUCAGCGCCGUUCUGACCUCGUCCCAACUCCAACGUCUCAAACAAGUUCCGGGCCAUCUCACAGCAAUACCCGAUUCCUAUGCCACACUCCACACGACCCACACGCCAAAAUUCCUCGGCCUUAACCCUAGAUCAGGCUUAUGGCCUAGCUCGAAAUUCGGCAAAGACGUGAUCAUAGGGAUUAUUGAUACCGGAGUGUGGCCCGAGAGUGAGAGCUUCAACGACAGAAGAAUGCCACCGAUACCCACAAAAUGGAAGGGCAAAUGUGAGAAUGGAACCGAUUUUAGUCCUUCUUUGUGCAACCGAAAACUCAUAGGGGCUCGGUUUUUCAGCAAAGGACUCAAGAGUCAUGGUUUUAACAUUUCGCGGGCUGAUGACUAUGAAUCCCCUAGGGAUUUCUUCGGUCACGGUACACACACAUCAUCGACCGCAGCAGGGGGGCCCGUUCGUGGAGCCAGCUAUUUUGGCUAUGCUGAAGGAACCAUGAUGGGUAUUGCACCUAUGGCUCGUGUUGCAAUGUACAAGGCUCUGUUCUCUAGUGAUGACUUCAAAUCAGCAGCCAGCGACGUGCUCGCUGCGAUGGAUCAAGCGAUAGAAGACGGUGUUGACCUAAUGUCACUAUCGCUUGGGUUCUCCCAGAGCCCUUACUAUGAGGAUGUGAUUGCUAUCGGCGCUUUUGCAGCGAUGGAGAAGGGAAUAUUUGUGUCGGUGUCCGCUGGAAACAGUGGCCCUCGUGCUUAUACUGUGAUCAAUGGUGCUCCUUGGUUUACAUCAGUUGGUGCAGGAACAAUAGAUAGAGACUACACCGCCGCAAUAGCCCUAACCCUAGGUGACACCAAGAAAACUAUCAAAGGGCGAUCGGUUUUCCCAGAGAACAUAUUCAUAUCUAACAUGUCGCUCUAUUUUGGACACGGUGAUAUCAACAAAGAGUCCUGCAGUUACCUCUCACUAAACCAAACCGAAGUCGCUGAAAAGGUUGUGUUCUGCUCAAAAUCCACUGCCACGAACCUUACCGAUCAAAUGAGGGAGAUAGCCAGAACAGGAGCGAAAGCAGCGGUCAUCGCAACCGAUGUAGGACAGUCCUUAGACCCUGAAGAUUUCUACAUGCCUUACGUGACGGUAACAUUACGAGACGGAGAAAUCAUAGAGGGAUACGUGACAGAGAAUCCAACGCCGACGGUGGAUAUAAAAUUCAUACUGACCGAACUCGGUACAAGACCAGCUCCCCAGGUCGCCGACUUCUCAUCCAGAGGACCAAGCAGCAUCUCUCCUGGGAUCUUAAAGCCUGAUAUACUAGCUCCCGGUGUUAAUGUACUGGCUUCUUGGGUUCCGAACAGAGGAUUUGCGCCGCUUGGUGAUGACUAUCUAAUGACAGACUACGCUCUGUUAUCAGGCACAUCAAUGGCUUCGCCUCAUGUGAUUGGAAUCGCGGCGCUGCUGAAAUCAGCGCACCCGAAUUGGAGCCCAGCGGCCGUUAGGUCUGCAAUGAUGACGACUGCGGACACAACCGAUAACACUGGCGGUCAAAUUAGAGACAUGGGCAUAGGGAGAGCGGCGAGCCCUCUUGAUUUCGGUGCUGGGCAUGUAAACCCUAACAAGGCGAUGGAUCCGGGUCUGGUUUAUGAUAUCGUGCUGGCUGAUUAUAUGGAUUUCCUCUGUGGGCUCAAUUACACUAGUCUACAGAUUGGGGCUAUUACUACGAGAUAUGGGUAUACUUGCACGAGAGCCAAUCUCGACCUCAAUUACCCUAGCUUCACCGUCAUCCUCGAAACUAACUAUUCGAGCAAAGUUUUCAAGAGGGUUCUGACGAACGUUGGGGGCUAUCCGACCAGUUAUCAAGCGGCGAUCAGCGAACCGGAAGGGAUGAAGGUGACAGUUGAACCUCAGGUGCUGCAUUUUGAAGGGAAGGCUAGCAAGCAGGAAUUUUCAAUGAAGGUUGAAAUUAACCUAGAAGAUGUUGUUGGAGGGAAGACAACGGAUGGGGGCUAUAUUGGUAAUUAUGGGUUCUUGAGCUGGAUCGAGGUCGGAGGAAAACAUGUAGUUAGGAGUCCAAUAGUUUCUGCUUUCGCUCCUACAGGAGGAGGAAAGCAUUAACUUUACCCGCGCUCAAAUUCAAGGGUAAUAGCCCUCAGCGUUGUCGGGGGUUGAAAUGAUAGGAUUUAUGUUACAGCCAUAAACUUUGUCGGGCUAAGUUGUUAAAUAAUCUG
This is a messenger RNA of Asparagus officinalis (garden asparagus), 2727 nucleotides long. RefSeq names its product subtilisin-like protease SBT1.7. The transcript has 2 exons. Gene Ontology annotation, molecular function: serine-type endopeptidase activity. Lineage: Eukaryota; Viridiplantae; Streptophyta; Magnoliopsida; Asparagales; Asparagaceae. The coding region runs from base 155 to 2614 and encodes 819 amino acids. Gene Ontology annotation, biological process: proteolysis. The record is from RefSeq and is a predicted model, not a curated record.